Molecule: messenger RNA, 1803 nt
Organism: Neltuma alba
Lineage: Eukaryota; Viridiplantae; Streptophyta; Magnoliopsida; Fabales; Fabaceae
Product: phospholipase A1-Igamma1, chloroplastic
Biological process (GO): lipid metabolic process
Molecular function (GO): glycerophospholipase activity
Source: RefSeq, a predicted model, not a curated record
AAGCUUUGCCUCAAUAUCUCCAAUGGCCGCUUCGAUCUCUAGCGCUGUCAUUCCCUUGUCCAGGCUCCAAGUCCAGGCUGACUUCCAAUCCUACAACAAAUCCCCAGCACCGUUGUCCCGCGCCCAUAGUAAGUCUCUAUCUAUAGCCAAAGAAUUGACUACAAGAAAAUAUACUACAUGCCAGGUCUUGUCCGAAUCCAACUCGUCCCUGUCAUCGAUGAUCGCAGAGCUCGAGAGGGAACGAGUACGAGUUGACGGAGACGAAGGACUACAAGAAGUUGACGAGGUGCAUCUCGAAGAAUCGACCGAAGCAGGAUUAGCUGAUGUUUGGCGCGACAUCCACGGCGAAGACGACUGGGUUGGGCUUCUUGACCCCAUGGAUACACUUCUCCGCUCAGAACUGAUUCGCUACGGCGAAAUGGCUCAAGCCUGCUACGACGCUUUAUUACGACCCUUUUCCAAGUGCUGCGGAAGCUGCCGAUUCACCCGUCGCACGUUCUUCGAGUCCUUGGGUAUGACUCAACUCGGCUACGACGUCACGCGCUACCUCUACGCCACCGCUCACAUCGACCUCCCCAACUUCUUCAAGAAGUCCCUAAACCCUAGAAUGUGGAGCAACAACGCCAACUGGGCAGGAUACGUCGCCGUCUCUGACGACCAGACCACCAAACGACUUGGUCGCAGAGACAUAACAAUUGCGUGGAGAGGAACAGUGACCCGGUUGGAAUGGAUCGCGGACUUGAUGGAUUUCCUCAAACCCAUCUCCGGCAACAAAAUCCCCUGCCCGGACCAAUCCGUGAAAGUCGAAUCUGGUUUCGUGGAUCUUUACACCUCGAAGGACGGUGCGUGCCGGUUCUGUAAAUACUCGGCGAGGGAGCAGAUCUUGACGGAGGUAAAGCGGUUGCUGGAAAUGUACAGAGACGAGGAACUGAGCAUAACGAUCACGGGGCACAGCCUGGGGAGCGCGUUGGCUAUAUUGAGCGCUUACGACAUAGUCGAGACGGGGUUGAACGUGAAGAAGGAUAGCAGAGCAGUGCCGGUUUCGGUGUUUUCAUUUUCGGGUCCGAGAGUGGGGAACGUGAGGUUCAGGGAGAGGUUGGAGUGGCUGGGAGUGAAGGUUCUGAGGGUGUUCAAUGAGCACGAUAUUGUGCCCAAGUCACCUGGGUUUCUGUUCAACGAGCAGGUGCCGUCGAUGGUGAUGAAGUUGGCCGAGGCUUUGCCGUGGAGCUAUUCACAUGUCGGGGUGGAGUUCCGGUUGGACCACCACAACUCGCCGUUUCUGAAGCCCACCAACGAUCCUGUUUGUGCCCAUAACUUAGAGGCUCUCUUGCAUUUGCUUGACGGAUACCACGGAAGAGGGCGGAGAUUUGUGCUAGCGAGCGGGAGGGACCCUGCACUGGUGAACAAGGCAUGCGACUUCUUGAAAGAUCAUUACUUGGUGCCGCCAAGCUGGAGGCAAGACGAGAACAAGGGCAUGAUCAAGAACAGGGACGGACGGUGGAUGCAGCCUGAACGCCCUAAACUUGACGAUCAUCCUCACGAUAUUCAUCAUCAUCUCUCCCAAUUAGGCCUUGCUUCCUCUGAUGUUUGAACACUGGCAUCAACCCCCGCGCAUGUACACUUUACCCUCUGCAUGUAAUUUUCAAACAAGUGUCUGCCUCAGUCAACAUUGUACAGAGUAUAAACCUACCAAGGAAUAUAAUAAUGCCACUAGCUCCUGGAUCACGUUUUGAUUUUUGUUUAAUGGUUGUUGAACUUAUCUGAUGUCUCAAUCAAUACACAUCGGUGGUUCCUAUUUAAAAA